Messenger RNA from Nezara viridula (southern green stink bug), 1398 nucleotides. NCBI's taxonomy places the organism in Eukaryota, Metazoa, Arthropoda, Insecta, Hemiptera, Pentatomidae. The record is from the annotation of a GenBank genome assembly.
AUGUCGGCAAUGAAGACAAGAACAUGGUUCUGCAACAACCUCUCGGCGGAACCCGCGGUGUUACUCUAUUCCUUCGUUAUAUUCCUAUACGCCGCAGGGAUGCCGAAUCUUAUUCAACAGAAAGUUUGCAGCCCUGAUUCGCCACCGCCGGUUGAUUUCGUCUGCAACGACACAGCACUAGUGGCUCAAGCGACAGAUAUAGUUACCGUUCGAUCAACACUUAAGCAAUCUCUACCAGCAAUAAUUCUACUCAUUGCUGGCUCCUGGAGGGAUUCAACAAACCUGAAUAAACCCAUAAUAUAUUUGGCCUUAUUUUGGGAAAUAGUUGGAAUUUGCAUCCAGAUCUUUUCUUACUUAAGCUGGACCAGUUCCCCUUGGAAAACUUCCAUUGCCGAAGGAAUUAUCAAUGGCCUUGGAGGUGGCAGCACCUUGUUCUUUGUUGGGACUACUUGUGCUAUCACUGACAGUACCCAAGCUGAGGAUAGGACGACACGUUUCACACUUGUUUUUGCUGGAGUAUCUUUUGGAGCCUGCUUAGCUUUUGGCGUUUCUGGAUAUUGUCUAACAUAUAUGGGUUAUACAUGGUUCUUAAUUUUUACUAUCAGUCUCCACUUAGCUACUGGAGUGCUGAUCAUGAUAUUUGUCAAGGAUAAAAAGAACAAGGAGAAGAAAGGAGACUUUACCAAAAUGUUAAAUCAGCUCAAAUCUGCUGUUAAAAGAAGACCUAACAUCAUAAUAAUUUGGUUUAUGAUUUUUGCUUCUUGUUCAAUCACUGUUAUAUCAUUAGCGGAGUCAAAUAUUUACCAAUAUUAUCUCCAGCAAACGUUUGGUUACACAAUUAAGGAAGUAGGACUUUAUACUGCUUAUCGAUUAAUGAUUGGCUCUGUAGGGUCUAUCAUAGUACCUCCUGUCGUUGUGAAGUUACUAAAAUGGUCAGAUUUCAAAAUUGGAAUUUUGUGUUCAUUGGUAACAACUAUUUCAUGUAUUUCAAUGGUUUUUGCGGCGACAACAUUUGAAAUAAAAAUAUUUGCUUUAUUAGAUAUUACAAAAAUGUUUCUUUUUGGACUUCCUAAGUCAAUCAUUUCAAAAUGUGUGAAUGAGGAUGAAAUUGGUAUGUUUGUUAGCUUUUGUCUUAUUGGAGAGAGCAUUUUACCAAUUUUUAUUUUUUAUCUUUAUGAUGUCAUAUACACUGCCACCUCUACAAUGCUACCUGGUGCAUUCUACUUGGCAAGUGCUGCAAUCCUUACGAUCUUAUUUAUAUUCUAUAGCAUCUCGGCUUGUACCUAUAUUCCUCUUGAAACUUAUGAAGGAAACAAAAAUGUUCCAGAGGUUUUAGAAAAUUGUGGAAACAUGUCACAGCAACUUCAAACAUCCACUAGUCCUCCUGGGAAUGAUUAA